Molecule: messenger RNA, 984 nt
Organism: Rosa chinensis
Lineage: Eukaryota; Viridiplantae; Streptophyta; Magnoliopsida; Rosales; Rosaceae
Product: vacuolar protein sorting-associated protein 29
Exons: 4
Coding region: 187-762 (191 amino acids)
Biological process (GO): retrograde transport, endosome to Golgi; intracellular protein transport
Cellular component (GO): retromer complex; endosome
Source: RefSeq, a predicted model, not a curated record
GUUCGUUGACAAAAUAACAAUUGGGCAAGAAAAAAAUAACCAAAAAAAAAAAAAAAAAAAUUCCGUCAACAACAACGAACCAGAUGUUCUACAAUUUCAUAAACUUGAAGAUCAACAAAGAUUGAAAAUCCCUCUGAUUUUUGUGAGAAUUGGGUUGGAGUUAUUGGGUUGAGUAAGUGAGUGAGGAUGGUGUUGGUUUUGGCCUUGGGGGAUUUACACAUACCCCACAGGGCACCUGAUCUACCUGCGAAGUUCAAGUCCAUGCUUGUUCCUGGCAAGAUCCAGCAUAUAAUUUGCACCGGGAAUCUUUGUAUCAAAGAAGUUCAUGACUACUUGAAGACUCUUUGUCCCGACUUGCAUAUCGCUCGAGGUGAGUAUGACGAAGAGACACGAUAUCCAGAGACCAAAACACUGACUAUUGGUCAAUUUAAGUUGGGACUAUGCCAUGGCCAUCAGGUUAUUCCAUGGGGGGACCUAGACUCGCUAGCCAUGCUUCAAAGGCAGUUGGAUGUAGAUAUCCUUGUCACAGGUCACACCCAUCAGUUCACAGCCUACAAGCAUGAAGGGGGUGUUGUUAUAAACCCCGGGUCUGCCAGUGGCGCCUAUAGCAGCAUCACCUAUGAUGUCAACCCAAGCUUUGUCCUCAUGGACAUUGAUGGCCUUCGUGUGGUUGUGUAUGUAUAUGAGCUCAUUGAUGGGGAGGUUAAGGUUGACAAGAUUGAUUUCAAGAAGACAACUGCCGCUACUCACUCCGCUCAUUGAUCACAAGUUUUAUCUGUUGGGGAUUUGCUAGACUUCAGGAUUCCUCAGUCCUUUUUGUUAGUGAUGUAUGCGAUCCCAUUAUCUUUGUAUUUGUGGGCAAUUUUCUGGCUUAUAGAGAUCGACUAGGGUUGUACCUUCCUGUGGAUUUGAUUGACUUGUGAUAAUGCUUGACUCACCAAUAUGUGUUAAUGACUGUUUUGAGUGUUUUCUAUUUGUAUGGCA